AUGGCAAAAAUUUUGUACCGGGCCAUUUUGCAUGGUCCCAUGAGCUGGAAGGCAUCUAAUUGUAAUUUUGAAAGUAAUGACACUACACCUUACCUUGUAAUUUUCGAGCCUACAAGCUCAGUGGUGAUGCUUUCACAGGGAACCAUUUUGAUUCCUCAGCUUUCCUUACUUACAAACAAACUGAAAUCGCAAAUCCUAUCGGUCUUUCUGUUCAGCGAUUCCUCCACUGCAAAACAACUAGUCUCUGAACUCUACAACUAUAUUGAUAAGAACAUGUCAUUAUUUGACAUUUACAAAAGUGAAAGGGUUCUAAAACUUCUUGCUAAAUCUUUGUCCUGCUUUCACCUUCCCCUCGAAAUCGUAUUAAAAAGAGUUGAGUGUUCACAGAAAAACAAAAAUAAUAACCAUAAUACCAGUUCAUACCUCAAUUCUUACACUGCAUUCAAGAAUAAUACUAGUAGUAUUGGAAUACAAGGUGUAAGAAGUGUUUCUAGGUUUCCCUUGGAUUGUGAACCAAAUAGCUAUAACAAUCGCAUUAAUUCGCACCUAAAUUACUCAUUUUAUAAUGACCCAAAGGCCCACAAAUCAGCUUUUACCACCAGAGCAAUUGAUAAUACACAAGAAGGUAGAUUAAUCAGAAACAGAUAUGCUGAGGAGCCAAGAAGCGUUAGAAACUUGAAUGAUCUCAUGGAUUCUUAUAGCCUUAGGGUAGGAUUAGAGGAGGGAUUCAAUAUAAUCAACAGUUCAACCGAUUUAAUUCAAAAGCUGUUCCAAUCAGUCGAAAGGAAAGGACCCAAAAUAAAUAGACUUUCACUAAACUUCUAUAAAAUCACUAGAGCAGAUCCGAAACUUGACCCCAGGUUAAAUAAUUCUGUAUUAAAGGAGAAACUCUUUGUUAAUACUGGCAAAGAAUGGCUGAAUGGAGAGAACAAAAAGUUAGCUCCUCCUAUGAAUACGGUUACUGCCUCUGAAUUCUCUGUUAACUGUAUUAAAACACCCAUUAGGUAUGUUGAACCAAGUGAUAGAUAUCAUAGAUCACCUAUUAAAUGUGAUAACGAAGCUGUUAAUCUGGAUAGCUAUGGCCUAAUCUCAGAUAAAUAUGGACCAAAUCUGAGAAUAAAUAGAGGGUUUUAUACUCCAGGUCAGGCUUGUUCACCACUUUCAACAGGUUUAAACCUAUUGGAUAAUCAACCAAAUUUAUCGACCAUGAACAGGGCUAAUAAACUCGAAAAAGAUAAAUUGGUUCAAAAACAAGGUGAAGAAAAUGAGUCAGGACUCCCCAGUUUAACAAAUAUUCUAAGAUCUUUGACAAACGCUAUUGAUAAGAACACAGAAGCAAUUAGUCUACAUGGUCCUUCAGGUUUGUUCUCAGCUGAUAAGGUUUCCUCCUCUAUUUUACUAAAUAAUCAGACAAAUCAAGUAGACAGUCCUUUAGUCAAGAGUAAUCAACUUUCUAAUCAAUUUCCAAAUUUGUUUCCAGAGGAUAGUAAUUGUCCUGUUGGGGAUAAUAAACCCAAAGGUGAAAAAAACAAAUUAGUAAUGAAUACGAGUUUUGGGAGCAUGUCAACCAUUGAUUUUUUGAGUUUUGAUUCUCAAGCUUCAAUUAAUAAUCCAAAAAAUUUGACAAAUUUAGAUAAUGCGAAUUUUGGUUCAAUGACAGAUUCACUCUCUGAUAACCAAUUGCCCGAGUUUAAUGAUAAACUUGCAGGUGUUAAACUUGAUGACUUACAACUUAAACCCUUCAAUAAAACCAGAGAAUCAUUCUCACUUUUUGAUAAAUCCUUUUUUAAUGAUUCUUCUGACCUAUUUUCUGACAAUCGCUUUGGUGAAUCAUCUGUUGAUAACCUAAAACUAAAUAAAGACAACAAAACAGGUAUGAUAGAUACAUUUGAACCGGCAGAACUGGUUGACAGCGAAGCAGAUGGUUUUGCUGAAGAUUAUGCAGAUGCGUUAGAAAAAGCUUCUGAUUCCUUCACUAAAACACCCAACAAAGAACUUUGUGAUGUUUCUAUGGCUGAGAGUAACACUAACCCAGUAAAUAAAAACCAAGAUUAUAAAAAUGAACUAGUAGAAGAUAAGGAAAGCCACUUGAGUGAAUCACCUCCAGAAAGUGAUAAUUUAAGUGAUUUUUCAGAAAAUUCCUCCACCUUUUUUGAUGAUGAACUAUUGUGCAACAAUCAUGUUCUAGCUAACAAGAUGUUACAAAAAUGUUGGUAUGGUGCUAAGAGGCCAGUCAAACAAGAAUCAAAAGAAACUAAAACAACAGAAGAGGAGGAUGAAGAAUCUUUGACAUCUGGUAAUCCAUCUGAAAGAUCGGAAUUGAAUGAUUUAUUGGACGAGUUUAACGAGUUAACAAAUAAAAAUGAUUUGUUGCACGAAGAGAUCACAAAAUAUAAGGCUAAAAUAUCAAAAUUGAAGCAAAAGAUAAAGAAUUUGAAAUCGAUGCAUAAGUAUGAGUUGGAAGAUUUAGUAAAUAACAAUUUUUCUUCUGAAGAAAAGCUUAGGACAACCAUAAAUGAAAACAAUGUUACCAUAACGAUGAUGGAACAAGAAAGAAUAAAGUUGAACGAGACUCUAGAACAACAUAAAAUGGUAAUAAAGCGUCUGGGUCGUGAGAAAAUUGAAGCAGUCCAACAAUUCUCAAAGCUGGAAGAUGAAUAUAACAAACUUCAAAUUUCAAAGGAAAUGGAAAAGAAUGAGAAAAACAAUUACAAUAAGCUCAAGGUUCAGGCAGAGGAUCUUAAGUCUGAAAAUGAAGUUUUAUCCAACAAAGUCAGAUCACUGAAUGAAAAAUUACAUUGUCUUGAACUGGAUCAUCAAACUAACCUAGAACUAGUUUCGGAGUUAAAAGAAAGUAAUGUUCAAUUAACUUCUGAGAAUAAGCUAUUAUCCUCAAAUGAGCACCAACUUUCAGAUGAGAUUAAGAUGUUAAGAUCCAAAGAACAUCAACUGACCGCUGAGAACAAAUUAUUAAGAACAAAGGAAUUACAAUUAUUGGGUGAAGUUAAAGUACUAAGGACAAAUGAGAUGAGAUUAACUGAAGAACUGAGAAGGACCAAACUAUUGUUAACAGAUUACCAGAAUAAAACUGAAAAAUUCGAGUCUAAAAUGUCGAUAUUGGAAAACAACAAUACAGUCUUGUUGAAAAAUUUGGAGAGCACCAAGACUGAACUUGGACAUGUUAAAGCAUCAUUUGAGACUUCAAAUUCAGAGAAACUCAAACUUGAAACAAAAUACCAACAGCUUCAAUCCAGCGUUGAAAAGGUCGAGAGCAUGAAUAAUUCUUUGAGGAACGAGCUCAUGGGUGUUAGGAAUGUUCUAGAAGAUAAAACUAAAGAUAAUAUCAAAUUAACUUCACGUUUGAGUGACAAAGAUAAAGAGGUGAACAAAAUCAAGAAAGAUCGAAAUGAUAUUAAAGACAAUUAUGAUACUCUUUUAAGGGACUACAAUUAUCUAAGAACUUCAUAUGAGGCAGUCGAAAUCUCACUCAAGAAGUUUAAGAGCUUUGAUGAAAGUCUUAGACGUGAAUACCAAAUAAAAUCAGACGAGAAUGAGGAACUGUUACGACAAUUACAGGCUUUCAAAUACUGUGUUGAUAAGUUUAAAUCCGACAAUGAUCUUCGGGAGGCAAAACUUGAAGAAUUGCAUUCAAAGGCUGUUGCCAGGCUUUUCUGGGUCAUCUACCUCUACAAUAAAACAAGGAAAGAGUUGGCUCUUAAUAAGAUCAAGAAUACUUUAAUGGCUCACAAAAAUAAUUCUGUUCUCGUAAGGAGCCUUAUAAGAUCAGUUCUACUUUCGAAGGGAAAACUUGCUAAAAGAAAUUGCCAGUUACUUAGAGUCAUACACGCCCUACAAAUGACUGGACCUACUACCUGUUCCAUGAUCAUCUCUAAAAUCAAUACUCUUGUUGCUUCCACUUCAGAUAACUCACUUUCCGAAGAAAAGGUAACAAAAUUAAAGGACUCUUUUAUGAAGCAUUCUUUGGAGAAGGAUCAGAUGAUAAAGGUUCUUCAGACAAAGCUGGUUUCACUAGAUCAAUUAAAAGAGAACCAGGAUUUUCUACUCCAGGAAAAUCGCAAUCUAAGUGAUCAGAUAAUGAUUGAGCAAAACAAUUCUCAGAGGAUCCAGCAAGCUCUCAAUGAACAGAUUGAGCGUGAACGUUUCACUUUCGAAUCAGAGUCUAAAUCACUUUAUAACAGGCAGUACCAACUUUUGAGGGAAAAUGACCAGUUAUCUAGGGAAAUUUCUAGUCUAAAAGAGUCUUUAAAUGCCCUACUCCAUUCUGACAAUUCUCAGUACCGAGAUUUUAACAGUUCUAAUCAUGAUCAGAACGUCCCUAAUCAAAGUAGAAUGAGGGAAACUGGUCUGAUAGAGGCAAAAUAUGAGCGAUUACUAUCGAUUUAUAAUUCAUCAUCACAGAAUUUGGGGACUAAGUUACACUCACCUGAAACAUAUAAAGAUCACUCCGAGUUUGAUUUUUCGCUGAGGGCAAACACCAAUUAUCCGAGAAUGAUUUACCAUCAAACUUAA
Messenger RNA from Theileria annulata, 4530 nucleotides. RefSeq lists its product as uncharacterized. The record is from RefSeq and is a predicted model, not a curated record. The transcript has 3 exons. The coding region runs from base 1 to 4530 and encodes 1509 amino acids. NCBI's taxonomy places the organism in Eukaryota, Apicomplexa, Aconoidasida, Piroplasmida, Theileriidae.